Messenger RNA from Scatophagus argus, 2115 nucleotides. It is a transcript of the gene ess2, whose product is annotated as ess-2 splicing factor homolog. The transcript is spliced from 10 exons. Gene Ontology annotation, cellular component: catalytic step 2 spliceosome. NCBI's taxonomy places the organism in Eukaryota, Metazoa, Chordata, Actinopteri, Scatophagidae. The coding region runs from base 237 to 1664 and encodes 475 amino acids. The record is from RefSeq and is a predicted model, not a curated record.
ACGCAACAAUUCAGACUGUACGUACUACGUUGUUUGUACGCAGUCAGUUAGCUUGCAGUCAAUAUUUAAGUAGCUAGCAGGUUACAAUUAGUGAUUUUCACAGCGUAUUACAUGUCUAGUUAUAUACCGUGUGCUUAAAAUACUUAAAACGUGUUUCUCAAGUACAAAACAGUCGAUUCAGUCGGCGUUCAUCGUAGUAAUAGCACCGUUAGCCUAAGUGGCUAACAGGGUCCACAAUGGAGAGCAGCGCCAGCGUGAGAAAAUCGCUGUCCGGGACUCUCGUCCCUUCAGCGAUCACAACAGUGUCUGUCCUUCAAAAACCCGAGGAGAAGAACACGGAAAAGCUGAAGAGAAAGGUCCUCGACGAAGAGCAAUACAUUGAGAGUUUAGAGAAGAUCAUCCAGAGGGACUUCUUCCCAGAUGUGACUAAAUUGCAAGCACAGAAGGACUACCUUGAUGCAGAGGAAAACGGUGAUCUAGAGAGAAUGAGAGAAAUAUCCAUUCGAUAUGGAUCAUCUUUGGCAAAAUCUACACCACAAUCUUCUGCACCCUAUGUGACCCCAGCUAGCUUUGAAACACCAGUGGGCCGCUCAGGGUCUCCCUCUUCCACUCAUGGCAAUAAAGCUUUAGAUGGGGAGAGCAAAGAGGAUGACAAGGAAGAGAAAGAGCUGCCCUCUCUGGAUUGCUUCCUUGCUAAGAAUACCAGUGAGGAUAAUGCAUCAUUUGAGCACAUAAUGGAUCUGGCAAAAGACAAGGAGAAGCUGAAGCACUCCUGGUUAUACGAGGCUGAGGCUGAAUUCAAGCAGCGACAUGAGCAGAACCUUGCCUUACCAUCAAUAGAGAAAGCAGCGCUUGAAUGUGUUAAAGCUGGACUUGAGACCUGGGAGUACAAAGCAAAGAAUGCUUUGAUGUAUUAUCCAGAGGGCGUUAAAGAUGAUGAUUUGUUUAAGAAGCCACGGGAGGUCAUGCACAAGAACACACGCUUCAAUGGAGACCCAUUUAGCAAAGCUCUUAACAAAAGCCAGAUUCAGCAGGCUGCAGCGCUCAAUGCACAGUUCAAACAGGGUAAGGUGGGCCCUGACGGGAAAGAGCUCAUCCCACAUGAAUCUCCCACAGUGAAUGGAUAUGGUUUUGAAGCAAUGCCUUCCCCUGCACCUGGUGUGGCCGAGUCGCCUCUGAUGACCUGGGGUGAGAUUGAGAGCACCCCUUUUCGUCUGGAUGGAUCAGACACCCCAUAUGCCGAGAGGAAUCAUGGUCCAUCAUUUAAGAUUCCAGAACCGGGAAGACGAGAGAGGCUGGGUUUAAAGAUGGCUAAUGAAGCUGCAGCUAAAAACCGUGCUAAGAAGCAGGAGGCACUGCGUAAGGUCACAGAGAACCUUGCAAGCCUUACACCUAAAGGUUUGAGUCCAGCCCUCACCCCCGCACUGCAGAGGCUUGUAAAUCGGACAUCUAGCAAAUACACAGACAAAGCGCUACGAGCAAGUUACACCCCUUCUCCCUCACACAGAGUUGCUGGCAGCAAGUCUCCCUUUGGUGGUCUAUCCACUCCCUCAGGAACUCCAACACCAAACAAAGCCAAGACGCCGAGCUCUCAAGACCUUACAUCACUCACAGACAAUCUGCUGCAACUUCCCAAGAGACGGAAAGCCUCAGACUUUUUCUGAGUGUAAGAAGCUGUUCUCUGCUGAGAUUGUAUAACACAGACUUAUUGUAAUGCAGAGACCUUGAUUAUAAACUCUCCAAACCCACCUGUCUGUAAGUUAAGAGCACAUCUUUGUCCUGGAUGACUGGAUAAAGAAAUGUACAGAGGACUGAAGAAUUUUUAUGGAUUUAUUUGUUACAGUUUUUGUGCAGAUGGGUUAUUGAAGAUCCCUAUGAAAAAUAUCUUACUGUCAAAAUUUAUUUAAUUACUUGUUUCUUAUUUUUCUAUUUAGUAAUGUCCCAAAUGCAAGGUUUUUUGUAUAGCCACCUACCCAGCAGCACAUGCUUUAAUUAUAUGUUGCCCAUACAUGCUGUCAAGACAUUUCAGUGUUUGUCUCUGCAUCAUAGACUUUUAUCAAAGUGCCAUGUUUUGUCACUUUACAACACUUUAUACACUGUUUUUCCCCAUUUUUA